AUGGCGGGGGGGAGACGCCCGGAAACAGAAACAGUCUCACUGUCUUCACUAGACCGCCUUCUCUCGUCGUGUUUACCUUCCCCACUGCGUAAAACUGCUGUUUUCCUCCUCCUCGUCGCCGCUGUGUGCAAGAACAUCCCUCAAACGGCGGCUGCGGGGCCGAUCGAAAUUCCAGCCCCCGCGCCACACGUUAUCAGAAAGCAGAGUUCGCGUGGAGUGUCGAACCAGCAGCACCUACCUUCCGAUGCUUUUUCUAAUCCCUCUUCUUUCACAGCAGUUGGGUUAGACGAUUUGUUACCUGCCCCCUCCACUGACGAACAAGUUCCAGGUUCUGACCGAGGGACGCAACAAAGUGGCCAGUCACGGAGACCAUUUGGAAAUGAUGUGGCGACCAGCGCGACAGGAAAUGAGGAGGCUGCACAGACGAAAAUUUUUCGCCAAGGCAGUGUUCGGAAGUCAAGGAAGCCCUCGCAUGCUCCUAUAGGCGCUGAGGAUGACGCGUCUACAGUGACAAGGUUCACCGACCCAACAGGAAGUCCUAACGCUGAACUUCCAUUCCUGGAGAAAGUUGUUGAGAGUAAGAGGGGCAGCACCGCCGGUGGACCUCGAGGUUCGCGAUCAAUCGCAAAGCGGAGAAGUCCUUUCAUUGCUGAAGUGAUGUGGCAGCAACCUUUCCAAAUUCCCCAGGACUUGCUGGAAACACAAGGGACGGUUGGAGCUGACCCGCAGAAGGCUGAGUGGGAAGACAAGAAGCCAGGGGAUCUGCUCGUUGAUUCUGUUCUCCCGAGCAUCGCGCCGGAACCACCCCACUUCGCGCUGGAAAACCCUGUAAAAAAACAGGGAUCGUCUGCUUCGCUGGGGUUGACCGACGGCGACACCAAGACGGGAGACAGCGCCGUCAUUGCGGAACAGGCUCCACAGGAAGUAGAACAGAAAGAAAGAUCAACCGGAUCUAUCCGACAGCCGUUGAUAGAUGCAAUGGCGUCUGUGGAUGCGUUGCCGAAUGCACCUGUCACAGCCGAGACCGAGAUUCCCAUGCUUCUGGGCUCAGCUGCGCCCGGUCGUGAUUUUGCCUCAGGCCCCGCAAGUUUUGAAUCCCCCCCCCCUCUGCCUCUUCCUCAACGAGAGUCCGACGUAUACUUGUGGGGAGGAAGCUUCUUUCCAGGCUUGCAAGGCACCACUGAUGGCAUGCUGGCGCAGCACCGAGGCGAUUCCACUAGUGCUCUUUUGUCUCUGCUCGCAGGUGACAAUACUAGUUUGGAGUCGCAGCAAAGCGACCCUCUCAAACUUUUACAGUGGGUUCAAAAGCCCCAUACAGUGACAGAAACCGACGCGCAUGGACUUUUGAACAUAGGCGGCAGCAACGCGCCCUUUCACGACUUCGGUGGACCCCUACAACUGCCACUGGUGGGCCUGCAGCCGACGCCUGCGUUCUCCUUUUCACGCACAACAGGAGAAAGUGGAGGCGAACACCAGCUGCCCGCGAGUAUUGAUCACUUUCUGAAGGGCCCUCCGCCUCUCAUGAAGCAAGCUUCGCCGUCUGUAGGAAUUGCAUCCGUGCUCAGAGAACGCGCUGAUCAGCCUGGGAUUUCCCCUUUCCGUGGAGAGGCGGCACCAGCACACAACGGGAGCACUCCUUCGACAGUAAAAUACAGUUCUAUGGACGCAUAUCAUGGGCUGAGCUCAGAGACGUCUCGUCCGCCUUCAGAGGUUCAGAACAGAGAGCUCACCCCUGCCACAGGCACUCCACCUUAUGGCGGGAACUACUCAGCUUCGUCGUCUGAGAUUCCUCCCCGACCCCUCUCUCUGAGCGAACAAGCUGAAAAAGCGGCAAAACUGGUGCGAGGUUUAUCCUCUGCCAACCCCCUUCCGCCGGAACUUCAAAUGGAGGAGCCUCAAAGGGACAUUCGAUUUCAGCGAACAGACCGUACUCAGCCGGGGGCGAGUGAACAUUCGGCGAAUGCACUUGAAGCUGAGGGGCGUCACGCUUUGGAGUCUAUUCCACCAAAGGAUACAUCCGGUCCUAGAACGAUCACGAGCCAGCGCAGUGGAGACAAAGGUGAAGGCAGUUCGAGCUACAACGCAGCUAGUGGAGUGACGCCCUCUGAAGAUGACCGCCUGAAGAGACCAAUGUCUGGAGCAGUCCACGCUCAGACACCUGAGUCCAAACAAAAGCGCGGAGUUCCCAGAUUCAAUAUGGGUGCACUUAGACGUACAGCCACUCCAGGCAUUCAGUGUUUUGCGACCUUCCUUUCUGCGAUUCCGGACGAAGAUCUGAAGCAGAAUUUGCUUGUAGUUGUUGAUCAAGACGCAGAACUCACUGAGACUUUUGCUGCGGUGUCGGAUUCAGACGAUGGCCGGCCCGUAUCGAGCAUUGUCUCGGCCCUUGACAAUAUUGGCUUCGCGUUGAGACGUUUGGGUAUUCCUAAGAGUGGAGAGGCCGUGUUCAAAGCCGGGAUUCUGGUACGCAAAUUUCGAUACUUGCUCGCGAUGUUUGCAGAGCGGCUUUCAUCUGGAAUAUAUCAGAGAGACACAGAAACAGUGCAGGAAUGCCUGAGCCAAGAAGUUUCAAGUGCACUACAUCGUAUUGUGGGAUAUUUCGAAACGCACAAGCGCGUGCUCGAACAGGCUGGGGUCCCGAGCAUCGAUAAGUUGUCUUCGGACAUUACGUUUUACAGGCGAAUUGAUAGACUUCUUGAAUUGUACUGCCCGCCAUACGUGGAAUUGGUUCAGCAUGAGGACGGCUCAAACGACCUCGAUUUCAGUCUCCUUCGCUCAAUUGAAACGGAUCCAUCGGCAAGAGAACUGAAGAGACAGGGACUCCUUGGUGAAUCUAGCGCGUCUGUGGAAAGCCAUACGGAGCCAGACAAGUCUCAGGCAAAGCAAUAUAGUUCCGGCGCUAAGAGCAGCAUGCCAAGGGAAGGACAGGAAGUCGGCGUAAGGAGGGAUCUGCACAGUGAAAGCCAGGAAGGUAACGGCAGCACCCGCCUGGCUGGAAAAGGACAUCAAGAACUUACCUUUGAACGGGAAGAAACGCCUGGAGGAGCUCACUUGCCCAGUAAGGAAGGACACCCGAAGGCAGAAGAAGCUGAACGAGAAGCGCCUUUUUCGGAAGAGAGUGCUCGAGAGAACAAGCUGCUCGCUGCCAUCAAAGAGCUACUCAGUGCCAACCGCCCGAGUUCAAGAUCACCUUCUGCACAUGAGCAAGCUCGACAGAGUGGCAGCUCUCGAAACAAUCCCGUGUCACCUACUGUCGUCUUGCAGUCAGUCACUGAAGGAAAAGAAAAAGGUCAACUUCCGGGUGAACCGCUUGCCACACCAAUGGCAAACGUAACCAAGAGUUUGCCUGUAAGUUCUUCUGCACGUACGGCUCACAAAACUAAUGAUGGGGACAAGUCAAGUGAGGUCACGCAUCUCGAGUCGGAGCAAAAACGCCAGGUGAAACAGAGACGGAAUGAUAAAAAAACAGAACAGACAACGUCGCACAGCAAGGGUCAGCCCGAUGUCUCUUCAGUUGCCGAGGUCACCUUGACGUUCCAGUUGAAAACUAAGACCAAAGAUGGCGACGCCAACAAUGAGACUUCUGCAUCUGGAGACGCUGAGGGCGGCAGACACCCAGACGAAGGCGUGGUAGCCGGCCCACGAGAAGGCAACGAGGACCUCCGCCAAAAGCCGAGCAAGAAGCUGGACGACGAGGGCGAGCAGAAAAGUAGCCGAUCCCAAAUCGGCGGUUCAAGCAGUUCUUCCGUCAGAGAGGGCAUUGCAGCCCUGAGAGAGGAGAACAGCGGCACAUCCGGGCCCGAGCUGCCAUCAGGGUCUCAUACGCAGGCAUCUGAAACAGCUUCGAAUAGUGCUGCUACAAGAAAGACAAGAUCGAGGAGUCAAGACGACGACGUCAACAUCCAGGCGAAACCAAGCAUCAUCCUGUCUUCGACGAAGGAUACAGGCGUCGGGAAAUCUGAAUCGUUGGUGACGCCACAAGUGCUCCGAUCUCGUGCAGUGGUCCUGACAGCUGAAGCGCUCGCAUUCCCUCAAGCCACCGAGACUGUCGUGAUGCCUGGACAGCAAGCAGUUGUGGCCGCACAACAUCGAGCAACUGCAUGGACUGGGACGGAUGGUUCACACGAACAAGCUGCGCCACGACGCCCUUAA
Messenger RNA from Toxoplasma gondii ME49, 4152 nucleotides. RefSeq lists its product as hypothetical. The record is from RefSeq and is a predicted model, not a curated record. The transcript has a single exon. NCBI's taxonomy places the organism in Eukaryota, Apicomplexa, Conoidasida, Eucoccidiorida, Sarcocystidae. The coding region runs from base 1 to 4152 and encodes 1383 amino acids.